Molecule: messenger RNA, 865 nt
Organism: Hyaena hyaena (striped hyena)
Lineage: Eukaryota; Metazoa; Chordata; Mammalia; Carnivora; Hyaenidae
Gene: SMIM29
Product: small integral membrane protein 29
Exons: 5
Coding region: 173-481 (102 amino acids)
Source: RefSeq, a predicted model, not a curated record
CCGCCCAUUUCCCCGGGUCCUUUGAUCACGCGCCUGCCGGCUCUUCCGGGGCCUGAGAGCCAACCGAGGGCGUUCCUGUCCGGGCUACAGCGGCGGGAGGGAGCCCAGUGGAGGCGCCCUCCCGAGGCACUACUGCCCAUGCUGACCACCCAGCCCUCCGGCUGCCGAUGUCAUGAGUAACACUACAGUGCCCUAUGUCCCUCAGGCCAACAGCGACUCCAUGGUGGGCUAUGUGUUGGGGCCUUUCUUCCUCAUCACCCUGGUCGGGGUGGUGGUGGCUGUGGUAAUGUAUGUCCAGAAGAAAAAGCGAGUGGACCGGCUUCGCCAUCACCUGCUCCCCAUGUACAGCUACGACCCCGCCGAGGAACUGCAUGAGGCUGAGCAGGAGCUGCUGUCCGAUGUGGGAGACCCCAAGGUGGUACAUGGCUGGCAGAGCGGCUACCAGCACAAGCGGAUGCCCUUGCUUGAUGUCAAGACCUAACCUGCCCCGCCCCCGCCCACCCCCGCCCCCCACCCCGAUCUCCAGAACCAUGGGGUCUUGGCAGUGCCCGGGGCCCGUUGCUUCCCUCCCCACGUGUACUCACCCAGCUCCCCCUGCUGGGUACCAGGGCUCCUUUCCUCCCAUCCGUCCCCAGUAGCACCUCCCCCCAGGCCUUCAGUGCUUUGUGGGCUGAGCCUACCAUCCACACCCACGGGGCUAAUACAGGUUUUUCCUUCUGGGGUGGAAGGGUGGUGGGAGGGUUUCGUGGGCACCACCCUCCUCCGAGCCCUCCCCAGCUUGGCUUUGGAUUGGUUUCCAUGGUGACAGGGCUUAAUGUAUAGUAUUCAGUAUAUAUAUUUUGUAAAUAAAGAUGUUUUGUGGCUA